Folsomia candida is the source of this 677-nucleotide messenger RNA. RefSeq lists its product as uncharacterized. Lineage: Eukaryota; Metazoa; Arthropoda; Collembola; Entomobryomorpha; Isotomidae. Bases 9 to 317 code for a protein of 102 amino acids. The transcript has 2 exons. The record is from RefSeq and is a predicted model, not a curated record.
AAUUUUGCAUGCUGAGUUCAUUCUUGACAACACAAUCGACACCACAAAGUCUGCCCAAAGAGUUCAGAAUGAAGUUUACUUUGUGCUUGUGCAUUGCUUUGGCCGUUUGGUGCAUGGUGGACGCCAUGCCCCAGCAACGUUUCAACAACAACAACAACAACCGAGGUCCCAAUUACAGACACGUUGAACCAAUUUACUCCUACGGACUAGACACCAGCAACGGACAAUACGCCAAAUUCAACGGACCAGUUAAGGGAAUCCCAGCAGGUCACGGAGGAGGCCGAUUUGGAGCUGCCGAUUGUCUUCUCUGCGGUUAAUUAUAUUUUAAGAAAAGACACCAAGAUGUGGAACCCACAAGUCAGUGAUUCGUAAAUUAUGAGUUCCAGAAGACGCAAAAUGUACUGAACAACUUAAAACUAUUUUAGCAUUACAUUAUUUUUACAACUCUCGUUUUCUUCUUACACACGCUUAAUAAUUGUGUAACCUGUGUACCAUCUACUUUUGUACCUUAUCUCGGAAUACGCUAAUUAUGUAUACCCUCUAAAAUGUCUAAAGAUGACGAUUUUUUAAGAAAUUAAGUGAUUUGUACAAACAACAUACAUAUAGCGAGUCUAAUUGAUUGAGAUUUUAAUAAUAAACCAAAUCAAGUGGUACCAAUAAGAAUAUGUAUGCAAGUA